AGCUGAAGAGCAGGGGUAGUGAGUGUUCUCACUUUAUUUCUGACAAUACUUCCUGUUUUUAACAUUUGCUACUCAGAUGCUCUGUACAAAUAGGGACAGCACAAUACCGUGGCUGCUUACCAGUCAGAGACAUCUGUAGCUAACUUGUAAACCUUGUAUUAGUGGACAGACUGAAGAAAACAUCAUCUAUUGUAAAAACAGAGGUAGGGAUAUUCUCAGCACCUGUCCUGUGUUUUAUACUAUUUAUGUUUUAUGUGAUCUGGCAAGAGAAUCUGAGUAUUUAUUUAUAUUUCGAGCCUGAUAAGCUAUGUCAUGGUAGCAUAAUACUUUGGGGUGGUUUCCUGGAACCAGAUUAAUGCUAGUCCUGGAAUAAAAUCUGUGGAAAUACACAAUUGAAAGUGCUAGUUGGUGUGGUUUGCUGCCAUGUUGUGUUGAGAUAAUAUGCACUGUUGUGUAGUGGUUGUCAUGUUGGGAGAAGCCUUCAUCAGAGUCUUCAGGUACAGGAAAGAGGAUUGUGAUUCCACAAAGGCUCAGGAACGUCCACCACACCCUGCUCCCAAUAUCAUUCUGAACCAAGGUUCAAUGUUAGAAAACAUGGAAGGCCUGGUGCAGUCUGGUCCUAGAGCGACAACCAGGCCCAGUGAUGCCCUCACCAUCCCCAAUAGCCACAGUGACGACUAUGGUGACCUGGAGCUCUAUCGCUCCUGGUGCUGCACCACCUUCUGCAAAGACUACCCUGACCUGCAGCUCAGAGGAGACCAUGUGGGAAACAGGAGUUCAAUGAGCGUGCGGCUGGAGAGUGAGGUGUUCCAAGGGCCACUUCUUCAAUCUCAGGACCUGGGAGAGCUGGAGUCCUUGGAACCCACAGGGCCUGUGGGGCCUGGGGUACGGGUGGAGUCCCAGAUCCUGCAGGAUGAGGGUAACCUGGUCAUAGACAGCAGCAUCAUCACCCUGAACAGGGAACCUCUGUCCAACUCCAUGCUGAACGGCUACCUGGAGAGUAAGCUGCUGGAGGUGUACAGACAGCAUAUGCAGGACAGCCUGGCGCGGGGCAGCUCUCCCCUGGUCCAGACCCCUCCCCAGGGCCUGGUACCAGAACCAGUGAAGCAGCUCAGCCAGUAUCUCUGUCAGGACCAUGGCCUAGACUCCAGUACGGCCCAGAGCAUUGUCAUCCACUACCUCAGCACCUGCACUGUGGCCAGCUCCAACUUCAGCUCUCCCGACCUGCGCAUCUCCAACCUACGCAUCCCCAACCCUGAACUCAGGAAGAAGCCCACCUGACUGAAACCAGCAGUAUUUCUACUUUGUCUGCCAACUCUAACGUACUUGACAAUGCUAAAGCAUUCCACUGAAUCUAUACUUGGUGGUCAGCUGUAUUGCUUUCAAGAGGAAAAUUCAAUUGAUAGUUGGGAAGGAGAUCCCCUCAUUUUGUUAAAUUGUUGAAAGAAAUAUCUUUAGAAAAUGCCACAAUGUCCAAAAUAUUUACUACAUAAAUGCAACCAGUUGCUAUAUUGUCAUGCUUGGGUGCCUGAGACAAUGUCAAGCUUUCGAGUUUAAAGACAAAGAGUAGAAAAACAGGGAACUGUGAGCUGAUCUUAUAAAGAAUCUUGUUUCUGAGAAAUUAUUCCUCACAGAUACUGCUGAUUUGAAAUGAUAUUGUUUUAAACACAGACUUACAAAACGCCAAAGAAAAAAGCUAUUUUCCUAUCUUGGUUGUCAAAGCAGGAAAAUAUUGCCACCUGCUGUCAUACAUAAGCAUUGCAUGUUUACUGCAAGUGCCACAUUGCACUUUGACAAGAAAGCAUAUUACACAACAUCUGUGCCAGAUAAACAUAUCAUGCUGUGCCACAUUUCUAAUGCGUUUUAAUCUUGAAUGCGACUGACUGAAUAAAUA
Salvelinus sp. IW2-2015 is the source of this 1894-nucleotide messenger RNA. Its product is annotated as TLR adapter interacting with SLC15A4 on the lysosome-like. Lineage: Eukaryota; Metazoa; Chordata; Actinopteri; Salmoniformes; Salmonidae. The transcript has 2 exons. The record is from RefSeq and is a predicted model, not a curated record. The coding region runs from base 442 to 1281 and encodes 279 amino acids. Gene Ontology annotation, biological process: regulation of toll-like receptor signaling pathway.